This is a messenger RNA of Dovyalis caffra, 1743 nucleotides long. Lineage: Eukaryota; Viridiplantae; Streptophyta; Magnoliopsida; Malpighiales; Salicaceae. The record is from the annotation of a GenBank genome assembly.
AUGCAGCCUGAUCAACGCAAAAAGUCAUCAGUGGAUGUAGACUUUUUCACAGAAUAUGGUGAGGGGAGCAGGUACAGAAUAGAGGAAGUGAUUGGCAAAGGAAGCUAUGGUGUUGUGUGCUCUGCAUAUGAUACGCAUAUUGGAGAAAAGGUUGCAAUCAAGAAAAUCAAUGACAUCUUUGAACAUGUCUCUGAUGCCACCCGCAUCCUUCGAGAAAUUAAACUUCUUAGACUCCUGCGCCAUCCAGAUAUUGUGGAGAUAAAGCACAUCUUGUUGCCUCCUUCCAGAAGGGAAUUUAAGGACAUAUAUGUUGUUUUUGAACUAAUGGAAUCUGAUUUGCACCAAGUUAUUAAAGCAAAUGAUGACUUAACUCCAGAACAUUAUCAGUUUUUCCUUUAUCAGCUUCUUAGAGGCCUCAAAUACAUACACACAGCUAAUGUCUUUCACCGGGAUCUGAAACCCAAAAAUAUCUUGGCAAAUGCCGACUGCAAGCUCAAGAUCUGUGACUUCGGUCUCGCAAGAGUAGCCUUUAAUGAUACCCCAACUGCCAUUUUCUGGACGGACUAUGUUGCAACAAGAUGGUACAGAGCUCCUGAAUUGUGUGGAUCGUUUUUCUCAAAGUAUACGCCAGCAAUAGACAUAUGGAGCAUUGGAUGCAUAUUUGCUGAACUAUUGACAGGAAAACCUCUUUUCCCUGGGAAGAAUGUAGUUCAUCAAUUGGAUCUGAUGACUGAUCUCUUGGGAACACCAUCGCCAGAAGCCACUGCAAGGGUACGCAAUGAGAAAGCUCGAAGAUACUUGAGCAGCAUGAGAAAGAAGAAGCCCAUUCCGUUCUCUCACAAGUUCCCUAAUGCAGACCCCCUUGCACUUCGUUUGCUGGAAAGAAUGUUGGCAUUUGAACCUAAGGAUCGACCUAAUGCUGAAGAGGCUCUUGCAGAUCCAUAUUUUAAGGGCUUGGCCAAGGUUGAGAGAGAGCCUACUGCUCAACCAGUUACCAAGAUGGAAUUUGAAUUUGAGAGACGGAGGAUAACUAAAGAAGAUGUAAGAGAGCUUAUAUACCGAGAAAUUCUAGAGUAUCAUCCUAAAAUGUUGAAAGAGUUUUUAGAUGGUUCGGAGCCAACUGGUUUCAUGUAUCCAAGUGCUGUUGACCAUUUCAAGAAGCAAUUUGCUUACCUUGAGGAGCACUAUGGAAACGGUGCUCCUGUUACUCCACCUGAGAGGCAGCAUGCAUCAUUGCCCAGGGCUUGUGUAUUAUAUUCAGAUAAUACAAUACAGAAUUCAGCAGAAGUCACCAAUGAUCUCUCCAAGUGUUCUAUCAAAGAAAUUGAGAAACCUCAUGUAGACAGGAGUAGUGGGAUGCCAAUGACAAGGCUUCCUCUUCAAGUUCCUCAAAGUAUCCAAGGUGUUGCAAGACCUGGGAAAGUUGUAAGUUCGGUGUUGCGUUACAACAAUUGUGGAGCAGCAGCUGCAGCAGAGAAUCUUGACCAGCGAAGGAUGGUCAGGAAUCCAGCUAAUUCAACUCAAUACUCCACUGCAAACUCAUAUCCAAGGAGAAACCCAGCCUGUAAAAAUGAGAGAGGGGAAGAUGAGGGGGUCGAAGGUUCCAAUGGAUUGCAGCCAAAGCCACAGUAUAUGGCAAGGAAAGUUGCUGCUGCCCAAGGUGGACCUGGAAAUCACUGUGCUUUGAACCAGCUCAGGUUCUUCAAAAGAUAUAUAUCUGGAGCUUCUGUUGAAAGAAGUUGA